Penicillium subrubescens is the source of this 180-nucleotide messenger RNA. RefSeq lists its product as uncharacterized. Lineage: Eukaryota; Fungi; Ascomycota; Eurotiomycetes; Eurotiales; Aspergillaceae. The record is from RefSeq and is a predicted model, not a curated record. The transcript has a single exon. Bases 1 to 180 code for a protein of 59 amino acids.
AUGAACCACCGAGCUCAGGAAGAGUGCCAGAUUAUCCAAGCCAUUGAAAUCGACGUCUCCGAUAAAGAACCGGAAGCCCCUAUCCCAGUCCUCCACCUUGCCCCGCAGCCUACCAUGACGAUCUUCAAGGACCCAGAAAAUCUCGAGAAAAGCAACAGGUGUCGAGCCCCAGUAUGCUAG